AUGGAUGUUGAUGAAUGUAUCACACAAAUAAAGCACGGCUGUUUGCUGCCCGACCACACGAUUCUUGAGCUGUGUUUUCUUUCAAAGUCGUUGUUAUGUCUUGAAUCGAAUGUUGUUGCGAUAACAUCGCCAGUCACAGUCUGUGGGUGCAUUCAUGGGCAGCUCCACGACUUGCUCCAUCUCAUUGAAAUUAAUGGGCAACUUCCCGAUGUGCAGUAUCUGUUUCUUGGCAAUUACGUUGGCAGAGGUGCACAUCAAAUUGAGACAGUGUGCCUUCUUCUCCUCAUGAAAGUGAAGUACCCAGACAGAAUCCAUCUUUUGAGGGGAAACCACGAGACACGUACAAUGUCACAGUCGUAUGGGUUGUACGACGAGUGCAUCAAGAAGUAUGGCAGCACAACACUGUGGUCACUCUUCAACAGUUUGUUUGACGUUCUCCCGUUGUCUGCUGUCAUCGACAACAGCGUCUUCUGUGUGCACGGCGGUCUCUCGCCACAUCUCAGAAUAAUCGACCAGGUGAGAUAUUGUGUUGUGCGAAAUGAAGAAAUUUGCGAUGGGUUGGCGUGCGACCUGUUGUGGUCAGACCCCGACGACAAUGUAUCUGGAAUGCAACCGAAGAGUAAAAGUGUCGGGCAUCUCUUUGGUGGAGAUUGUGUUGCCAAAUUCUGUUGCAUCAACAAAAUCGACAUGAUAGCAAGGUCGCACCAAUUUGAGAUGAGCGGGUACAAGUAUCACUUUGACAACAAGCUGGUGACUGUGUGGUCUGCACCCAAUUACAUGAGAAGAUACAACAACGUGGCAGCAACUAUGACCAUCAACAAUACUCCAAAACCAGUCUUUGUUGUGUUUGGUGUGUCAACUGGGUGUUGCAACUCUGUUCUUGAUUAA
Molecule: messenger RNA, 888 nt
Organism: Entamoeba invadens IP1
Lineage: Eukaryota; Evosea; Mastigamoebida; Endamoebidae
Product: serine/threonine protein phosphatase 4 catalytic subunit, putative
Exons: 1
Coding region: 1-888 (295 amino acids)
Biological process (GO): G1/S transition of mitotic cell cycle; peptidyl-serine dephosphorylation
Cellular component (GO): cytoplasm
Molecular function (GO): protein serine/threonine phosphatase activity
Source: RefSeq, a predicted model, not a curated record